This is a messenger RNA of Mus musculus (house mouse), 2210 nucleotides long. RefSeq names its product pleckstrin homology domain containing, family N member 1 (gene Plekhn1). Gene Ontology annotation, cellular component: mitochondrion; cytoskeleton; plasma membrane. The transcript has 16 exons. Lineage: Eukaryota; Metazoa; Chordata; Mammalia; Rodentia; Muridae. The coding region runs from base 52 to 1887 and encodes 611 amino acids. The record is from RefSeq and is marked validated. Gene Ontology annotation, molecular function: phosphatidylinositol phosphate binding; phosphatidylserine binding; cardiolipin binding. Gene Ontology annotation, biological process: positive regulation of apoptotic process; response to hypoxia; 3'-UTR-mediated mRNA destabilization.
CAAGAACCCAGACCUGUGGACCUGCCCAGCACAAGCUAGCAGCUGCCAUCCAUGGGGAACAGCCACUGCGUCCCUCAGGCCCCCAGGAGGCUACGGGCCUCCUUUUCCAGAAAGCCCUCGCUCAAGGGAAACAGAGAAGACAGCGCCAGGAAGCUGGCUGGCUUGUUUGGCACCGAGGCUAGGCCUGAUGGGGACACCGCGGCUAACAGGAUCUUCCACUACAUCCCUGGGACGGACAUCCCGGGCCCAGAACAUCACCCAGAAAACCUGGAACAGCCAUUCCUGAGUGUAUUCAAAAAAGGGUGGCGGAGGACACCUGUGAGGAACCUAGGCAAGGUUGUUCACUACUCCAAGGUUCGGCUGCGAUUCCAGCACAGCCAGGACAUCAGUGACUGCUAUCUAGAACUGUUCCCUUCCCACCUGUACUUCCAGGCCCAUGGUUCUGAGGGACUUACAUUCCAGGGACUGCUCCCACUGACGGAAUUGAACAUCUGCCCGACUGAUGGGUCCAGAGAACAUGCCUUCCAGAUUACAGGCCCGCUGCCUGCCCCACUCCUUGUUCUCUGCCACAGUGAGGCCGAGCUCAGCCACUGGCUCUACCACCUGGAAAAGCAAAUGGCUCUCUUGGGUCUACAACGAUGCCACUCGGCACCCCCACAGGGGUCUCUGGGAGAUAAACCCCCCUGGACCCAGCUACGGCGAGCAUAUGGGUGUGGUUCCAUGAGCGGCGCAAUCUGUGCCUCAAGGGUCAAGCUGCAGCAUCUGCCCUCCCAGGAACAGUGGGACCGGCUUCUGGUACUAUACCCAGCAUCCCUGGCCAUCUUCUCUGAGGAACCAGAAGGCCUUAGCUUUAAGGGGGAGCUUCCACUAAGUGCCAUCCAUAUCAACUUAGAAGAGAAGGAAAAGGAGAUUCGCUCCUUUCUCAUCGAAGGCCACCUCAUCAACACCAUCCGCGUGGUAUGUGCCAGUUAUGAGGAUUAUAGCCAAUGGCUGCUGUGCCUCAGGACUGUCUCUCGCAGGGAUGGGGCCCACCUGCCACCUGGCCCAGAGAGUUUCCCAGGAUUACAGAAGCCCACACAGCUUGUAGGUAGAGGCCGAGGUUCACUCUCUUCCAAUGGACGGAGCAGCUGGAAAUUAGAGUGUCCAGUGUUCCCCACCAGCCAGUCCCUCCCUGAGUCCUCGGUGCCAACCACUAUAGGCUUCCCUGCCCCUCCUGUACCUAACCAGACCGACUCUAACUGUGUCAGCACUGGCCAAAAGAAGAUGAAGCCCAGUGACAGUAGCCCGUCUCCCAGGGGCAGAGCUCAAAGAGAAGUAUCUGGCUCAACUGUCCCACUGCCCCUGCCCCUGGACCUGACCAAGAUGAGUGCACUGAACCUAGACAGUGGCCCAGAGGCUCAGGAUCACUCUUUGGACAUUCCACACUCCCCGCUCUAUGCUGAUCCCUACACACCACCAGCUACAUCUCGCCACAAGAUUACAGACAUCCAAGGCCUGGAUGAGCAGUUCCUCUGUGCGAUACAGACAUCGCCUGGACCUGACCUAUCAAGCCCGUUCCCCCCAGUGUCUGUGUCUGUGCCUGUCUCUGAAUCCAGCUCUGGCAUCUCCAGCUCGCCUGGGCCUCUGGGCUCCCACUUACUCACCAAGAAAGGUGCCCUGCAACCCAGAGCUUCCCAGAGACACCGGGGUUCCUUCAAGAGCAGAGGCCCACAGCCCUCAGACUUCCCUCAGCUUGUCACCCCUGCCAGAGAAGGCAAACCCAGUUCCCUGCCCCCUCCCCCAGAUGAAGAGGCUCCUAUCUGGAACAAGACUUCCUCUCCCUCCCACCCGAAGUGGCCACAGCCCAGGAAGCCUGCAGUGGAGGGGGGAUUCAUCCAGUGGAUCUGAUGGCCCCCAAGGGGGCCGCUGCUUCUCAACAACACAACCAGCCAGCACCGCCCUGCAUAAGACUACGCAGUUAUGCCCGUCCUUUGACUUACAUUAAAUAUACCAGGGCCUAACCCCAUCAGGUCAAGGUUGUCUCUAGACUCUGAGGAUAGAAGCACCUCACCAGGCUCUAGCAGCUGGAGCAGCUGAAAGGAGGUAACUCUAGGAACAAGCCAGUGAGGGGCAUCGGUAAGAUUCUGGACAGCCCCAGAGGCUCUGCCGCUAGGGGAAAGGGGAAGGGUGCUGGAGCGGGUGACUGUGAAAUACAGAGUGCUGAGAAAGUC